AUGGCGUUCGGCCUCCUGAAAUACGGCCUCUCCCGGCGCCGGCCGGUGAAGCGCUUCCUCAGCUCGCGGCCCGAGCUUAGGCCGAGCUACGACGUGGCGAUCAUCGGCGGCGGCGGCCAUGGGCUCGCGGCCGCCUACUACCUCGCGGCCCGGCACGGCGUGCGCAACGUCGCCGUGUUCGACAAGGGCUACCUCGGCGGCGGCAACACCGGGCGUAACACCGCCAUCAUCCGCUCCAACUACCUGACGCCGGAAGGCGUCGCCUUCUACGAGGAAUCGAUGCGGUUGUAUCGGGGCCUCAGCGAGGAGCUCGACUACAACAUCCUCUAUUCGGAGCGCGGGCACUUCACCCUCGCGCACUCCGAUGCGGCCAUGCGCACCUCACGCUGGCGGGCCGAGGUGAACAAGCAUCUCGGCGUCGAUUCCGAGCUCGUCGGGCGUGAGGAGCUCUCCCGCCUGGUGCCGCUGCUCAACAUGUCCGAGGAGGUCCGCCACCCGAUCCUUGGCGCCCUCUAUCACCCGCCCGGCGCGCUUGCCCGCCACGAUGCGGUCGCUUGGGGCUACGCCGGCCGCGCCCAGGAGCUCGGUGUCGAGAUCCAUCAGGAGACCGAGGUCACGGGCAUCAAGGUGGAGAACGGGCGCGUCACCGGGCUCGAGACCAGCCGGGGGCCGAUCGCCUGCGGCAAGGCGAUGCAGGCGGUGGCGGGCCUCAGCGGCCAGGUCGCAAGGCUCGCGGGCUUCACGCUGCCGAUCCGCACCGUGCCGCUGCAGGCCUGCGUGUCGCUGCCCCUAAAACCCUUCCUCGACCCGAUCGUCGUCUCGGGCAGUCUGCACGUCUAUAUCUCGCAGUCCGACCGGGGCGAGCUGGUGAUGGGGGGCGCGACCGACCCCUAUCCGCGCUACCAGACCUCGUCGACCCUCGACUUCAUGGAGGGGCUGAUGGCGCACAUCCUGGAACUCUUCCCCUUCAUGGGCGACGUCCCGGUGCUGCGCCAGUGGGCCGGCAUGACCGACAUGACGCCAGACUUCGCGCCGGUCAUGGGGCUGACCCCGGUCGAGAACUACUACAUCGAUUCGGGCUGGGGCACCUGGGGCUUCAAGGCGACGCCCGUCUGCGGCACCAGCAUGGCGGAGCUGAUCGCGACCGGCCGCGUGCCCGAGCUGAUCAAGGACUUCCGCCUCGACCGCUUCCGCGACUUCUCGCUCAUGGGCGAGAAGGGCGCGGCCUCGGUCGGGCACUAG
Geodia barretti is the source of this 1242-nucleotide messenger RNA. The record is from the annotation of a GenBank genome assembly. Lineage: Eukaryota; Metazoa; Porifera; Demospongiae; Tetractinellida; Geodiidae.